GACGUUUCAAACUCUACAUUGACCUCCAGUAAUGAGGGCCGAUCCUAAGCAAACGCAAGUGUUCGUUUGCUCACGCCUUUUCUUUUAAAAUCAAAGUUAUUUUGUUCGUCAAGAUACUGUUAAGUAGUGGGCCAAGAUUCAAGAACGAUGGAUAUUACAGCAUCACUGCAAUGAUUUUUGAUUCAAAAAGCAUCAAAAUUAAAGGUCUACUCGAUCUAACUUCUUCUUACCUUCCUUCUGUGGAGUUUGUUUCUGUCAAGGGGAUGGAUUGACGUAAUCCCCCGAUGGACUUCGUGAAAUCCUUUCGUGAUGGAAGUCGCGAUACACAAUCCACUCGCGAAUUUAUCGUGACUAGGCAAGUUGAAAGCAUUGUGGUUGCUUCACCCAGAUUUGCUGUUUCCUAAUUUGGACCUAUUUGGGGUAAUUAUUUGCGGAAAACAAUUCCCUCUAGUCAAAAUCCCUCCGAGAUCUACUACAAACAAAAACCAUUUCCAUUCAUGAUUGUCUUCAUUCUCAUCGUUCAAUCCUCGAAUCAUGGCUUCCAGUCUCACUGUAUCCCUCGUGGCAGCUUUCCAAGCAAGUAUGGCAGUACUUCUGGUGAUAUUCUACGGUGCUCUAGCAGUAUACAUGAAACUUCUCGAUAGCCGGUCCGCAAAGAUGAUGUCGAAAAUCUCGGUCAAAUUCUUUCUACCUGCAUUAGAAUUUAUUAAGAUUGGUAGAGAAUUACAUGCUGGUGGAGGACAUCGUUACAAUGUCAUUCUAAUUUGGGCGUGCAUAACACAUACGAUUUCAUUUCUACUCGGUGCAGGAGCUCAUUUUAUCUUCGGAAUGCCAGAUUGGAUUACUGCAACUAUUAUGUUCAAUAAUACGACGAGUUAUCCUUUGAUGUUAAUUCAAGCUUUAGAUCAAACGGGUCUUUUGAAUCCUUUAAUUCUAGAGGAUGGUGGAACGGGAUAUAAUCCAGUUGAACAGGCAAAGUCAUAUUUUCUUGUUUAUUCCGUUCUCUCAAGUUGUCUUACAUUUGCCAUUGGUCCUCGUAUGAUGGAUACAGAAUUCGCAAUUGAUCCGCCUGAAGAAGAAGAUCUUUUAUCUGCACUCGAACAAGUACAACAGGAUAGGGAAGGUGAAAGUGAAGAAGAGAGUGAAGGAUUACAUUUUCCUACCGAACAUACCAAUCUUCUGUCUCCCCGUCGUAGGCCCGCAAUUUCAAGCAGAUCUAACUCUUUCUUCCCGUCCAGACGGGCUUCUUUAACAUCGUCUCCUACUCGAGACACAAAUCGAGCUAUCGUAUACGAAAGGCGUCCCUCUUCAAUUGUUAGCAGACGUCGAUGGUUCGAACUUAGUGAUCGAGUCAGAUGGUGGUUACUCUUCUUUUACGACUUUCUAAACGCACCUCUGCUUGGUGCCAUAGCUGGUGCAAUCGUCGGACUAUCACCUCUUCUCCACCGUUCAUUCUUCAACGAAACAGUCAACGGAGGAAUCUUCACAGCAUGGCUCACUGCAUCAUUAGAAAACAUCGGUAUUCUCUUCGUAUCUUUACCAGUUGUUGGAGCAGGAGUUUCCCUCUACUCAGCCGUUACCAAAACCACCGAGAAAGGCAAAGGCAAACAACCUAUUGAUACACCCUGGUCGACAACCUUAUAUGUUCUUUUUAUAAGAUUUGCAGUUUGGCCGGUUAUUUCUACGGGAAUCAUUUACUAUUUGGCGAAAAAUACGGAUUGGGUUGGUGAAGAUCCAAUGCUUUGGUUCUCGAUGAUGUUUAUGCCUUUGGGUCCUUCGGCUGUGAAACUUAUUACUAUGGUGGAGGUUAGUGAUGCUAGUGAGGAGGAUCAACAUAAAGUUGCUAAAUUACUUGCUGUAAGUUUUUUUGUUUGUUUUCGAUAGUGAGAAUGAGAUGUGCUAACUAACUUCGACAUAGAUUUCUUAUGCUGUGUCUCCGGUUAUGUGUCUUGCUGUUGUGGGAAGUUUAAAUGCAUGUCAAGCAGCAAGAAGUUAAGGUUUAUAUCGUGAACAUGUCUCAUGAAUAGAAGCUGCAGAAAGGACAGGAAAUUUUGGGGAUUUUGGAAGAAAUUAAGAGUAUGGUUUAAUGUAGAUAUGGAGUUUAUAUUAU
Sclerotinia trifoliorum is the source of this 2110-nucleotide messenger RNA. The record is from the annotation of a GenBank genome assembly. Lineage: Eukaryota; Fungi; Ascomycota; Leotiomycetes; Helotiales; Sclerotiniaceae.